This is a messenger RNA of Galdieria sulphuraria, 1420 nucleotides long. RefSeq names its product zinc finger protein-like protein. The transcript has a single exon. Bases 68 to 1348 code for a protein of 426 amino acids. The record is from RefSeq and is a predicted model, not a curated record. Lineage: Eukaryota; Rhodophyta; Bangiophyceae; Galdieriales; Galdieriaceae.
AAAUGAUUCUCUUUUGGAGAUGAUUUGGAUAAUUGUAUAGAACUGGAAUUGUUCGGGGACGUAACUUAUGGCUUCUGGAACGUUGGUAAUAGCCAUAGUUGUUCCUUUGGUGGUACCUUUUGGAGCAGCACUAUUUGCUCUAUUCUUUGUGCUUCAGUACAAGAGAUUAAGAAGACUGAGAGUGCGACUGGAAGUGGAACGAAGGCUUGCUGACAGAGCUACAGGCAACGGCAAAGUUGGAGUGACUAGACAAGAAAUAAGAGAGCAAUGCCCUUUAGUAAUAUAUAAAGGAAGAACCAGAUUUGGUAGAGGGCCGUAUAGAACUACGAAACCGGUCAUUGAGAGGGGAGAAGGGGACGAAGAACAUUCGGAAGGUGAACUCUCUCUUGAGACACAGGUCACAAAGAGCGGUCUCAUAACUCUGCCUCAGUCCUUAACGAGUUCUCCACGACAAAGUGUAGGAGAAAGUUCCACGAGUGCAUCUUCAAGUUUCAAGAACGAGAAGAGAGACUCCUUAUCUGCUUUUGUGGAGUUGGCGUAUUCGGACAAGAAGCAUACACAGCUGUUGGAGAGUACGAAACUUGGAAGGAAAAGUAUAGAAAAAGAGCUGGAUAUAAACAGGGUCCAUAGUUAUCCAAGUUCUCCUCGUAGACCCUGUUCCCAGCCAACAAGUAGAAAAAACUCUCGUGCAGACGCAUUGAGAGAACUUCUCCAUAUGAACUUGUUUGAAAGAAGGGAAACAGUACUAGGUUGGGCUUCCCAUCUACUUACAGGACCUGUUCUAAAUCCGAGUUCUAUUCCCGGAGGAGUGUGUUCUAUUUGUAUCGAGGAUAUAAAGAAAGGCAAAAAAUUGCGAUUAUUGCGAUGCAGACAUGCUUUCCAUGCACGUUGUGUAGAGCGUUGGCUUAUGUCUGCUAACCGUUGUCCUCUUUGCAAUCAAGUUGCGGUAAUUCCAAAGGAACGGUAUAGCGAACGUACUUCUAUCCAUGAUGAGACUCAAGUGAAUAACAACAACUCAAGAAUUCCUUUUUAUAGACGGUUAUGGAAUGGUAUUCGAGAAGCGUUUAGUGAUUAUCCAUCAGACCUUCCUAUUUUGAUAGAUGAAGAAAGGAAUCAUGAACAAGUCGUUUCUCCUCGAGCAAGCGAAGAAACUAUGUCACCAGAAGGAAGUGUAAUAGGUCACGGAAGUGAUGACCUUUGUCGUGUUUCAGAUGACUUUGAAGACAGUCAUCACAUUGUUGAGUUUUCACAGGAUAAUGCCGUGUUAUCCCCUAUUUAUCAAUCUAGUCUUUACUUUUCACCUGAUCAACGUGAAACUUCAUCGCAUUUGAUUGCAGACACUGCAUGAGUGAAAUGAUAUUGUCUAAAAUUCUUAUAUUUUCUAACGCAAAUUUUUUUGAAUAAACUCCAUUUUCUAUCU